Pelobates fuscus (common spadefoot toad) is the source of this 2275-nucleotide messenger RNA. RefSeq lists its product as uncharacterized. Gene Ontology annotation, molecular function: DNA binding. The coding region runs from base 128 to 2038 and encodes 636 amino acids. The transcript is spliced from 8 exons. NCBI's taxonomy places the organism in Eukaryota, Metazoa, Chordata, Amphibia, Anura, Pelobatidae. The record is from RefSeq and is a predicted model, not a curated record.
CCAGCACUGUGCGCACCGUGGGCCCCGGGCUCUGUGUCUCCCUGCAGCUCUGCCAGGUCGUAUUGGAAGGCAAGUGGUUAUUGUCAAAGAAGGACCUUUAACUGGAGUCGGAGAUCAACUGACCAUCAUGAGCCCAGUAGUGAAGGGAAAGGGAAUGUUGCUCCACAAGAAAGAUAAAUUUGGAUUUUUCCGUGGAAAAGAUGGGAAAGAUGGGAAAGAGAAGAAAAGGGGACGAGGGAGACCGUGUGGGAGCACAAAUAAAAAUAAAAUGGUCCAGGUCGGAGCUGUGUCAUUUAAAAUGGAACGUGAGAAGCACGGGUCAAUGAAUGGGAUCAGCUGCCAGUCUGCUUCCACCGAAAUCAUGAUUGGUCUUAAGAGGGGAAGAGGAAGACCUCGGAAAAUAGAGACAAAACCAGAGGUCCCAAAAAGGCCACGGGGCAGACCCAAGAAAAUACGGAAGGUUGAUGAAGAUGUUGAAGAGCCUGUCCCAGAAUACACUGAUAUCAGUCCUGAGAUGCUGAAGUCUGAAUAUGGCCAUCAGAAUGAAGUUGAUCCUUUUCAACCAAAAUUGCAUCGACAAAAUGUGCAUCCAGGCGAACUUGAAGCUAGCACACUAAAUGCAGGACCCAUGCAGAUCACGCACGAAAUCCACCCACCAGGAGUCUCUCAUGAGAGAGGCUGGGCGAGGGAGGCAUUGGUAGAAAAUGAGCUCCUCCCACCAGACAGAGAAACGCAUGGGUCGCAAUAUCCAGGCUGGGAAGCACAACCCGACCCGUCACAUGUGAGCUGGGUUCCUGGAGGGGUCAUUGACUCAGACAACAAUACAGUGACACAUUGGAUUGUUGAAGAAUCCCAAACCCCCCGUACUCCUGUUUAUACAGAAGGAACCUCCUUAGACCAGAGUGAGUAUCGAGAGGACCUUCUCCGUGGUCUAGCAGAUUUCAGGUACCAGCUGACAAGGGAACUAGCAGCAGCAAGAGGGGAGAUGCGGGAAGGGGCUGAGCUUGUGAGGUCAGCCAUUGAUGGUGUGUCUGCUGAGAUCAGACGGCUUGGGCUCCUUUUACAGCCUCUUAUCACAGUCCUGACAUCUGGAAAUAUACUGCAACCCCAGCAGAACUCAACCCCUCUUAACACUCUACUUCGUCAUCAACAAGACACACCCCCUGAUGACCCUCCAAAUGUGUCCCAGCAUAUCCCACAUUUUACCAACCCCAAUGGUCUAUCUCAACAGGGUUCAUUCCCUGUUGAGACCAUGUUUCACACACAGAGUGAUACAUCCUCCCAAAACAUGCCAGGUCUCCAUCAGCGCACUGCCAACCCUACCAGAUCAAUACCACAGCAGGACUUGCCAUGUUCUCAAACUCAGAACAAUUUGAAGGAAUUACCCCCUGUGUUGGAUUGCUCACCACCCAUUAACAAACUGGCUAAAGACACAUCCCAUGGCAACACACUGAAUCUUCCUAAGCAGAUGCCAACCGCAUCACCAAGCCCACCAAAGCAUGACCUUUCACUUUCUCAGUCUCCAGACCAUGAUCCAGAAGCCAAAAACCCAGUUUUGGAUUGUCCAUCAAUUGACAACAAUCUUUGCUUGACUCAGGAUACAGCUCCUGCAUUAUUGGUUGUUCCAACUGCAAUGACUUCUGUUUUUGAAUGUCCAACAACUGUAUCACGACCUUCAUCAAUCAGCUCUCCUGUGCUAGCAGAGGACACAGAAACUUAUUUCCCUGAAAUCCCUACAGUAGAAAACUUCAACAUGUUGUCACAGUCCUCUGAAAUUAUGUCCGAUAACUCAGUGCUUUCACAGUCUGCAGCCACGUUGUCACAAGACAGUAUACAAAUUUCACAAGUCUCUACCAUGAUGUCAGAGGACUCUGCUGUUACGUUGCAACCUCCACCCACAUCACCGCGUGCAGGUACAGCGCCAGUGCAGACUGAGAGAGAUGUGGCGCUGAUGAUAUUGCAAGACUCUGAGUCCCCAGUGUCAUUGACUGAAUUUCCGACUGUAAAGUCAUCAGACGCUGGAUACCUUCCCUGUUAGCUCUUAACUAACGUGCGGGAUCUGCUCCUGUUGGAGUGCACAUAGAUGUUUGUUUUUAUAUGUUCUCCCCCUCUUCUGUGUAGGCCAUUGAUGUUGAAAUCGUUUUGAUAAUAUUGUUUUUUUUUUAAAUCCACAUUCCCACUAGAUUCCUCAGAACAAUUGACUGACUACUACUGACUGGAGUCAUCAAAAAUGUAUUCCAAAGCAGUUUUUUGUUUUUCUGUUUUGUUUGUUUGU